Messenger RNA from Diabrotica balteata, 1531 nucleotides. Lineage: Eukaryota; Metazoa; Arthropoda; Insecta; Coleoptera; Chrysomelidae. The record is from the annotation of a GenBank genome assembly.
UUAUUUUACUUAAGAUAAACUUGAUGUCCGGUUACUUAUGCGGGUCAGUUUAUAUAAUGGGAUUAAAUAUUGCAUUAAAUUUUUCCUUGAAAUAAAAAAAAACAUACACUUUUGUUUUUAUUUCAGCCUUCCUCGAAGAAAAGCACACAUCAGAAACCAUGAAAACGAUAUCGGUGCGUUCAUGUAAUAAAGAACAACGUAUGGAUCGGCCUGUUGAAGAAAAAACAUUAAAAUGUGAAAUUUGUUUUAAGCAGUUUUCUCGUAAAGAUAGUUUGAAACUACAUUUGAGAUUGCACACUGGAGAAAAACCUUACAAGUGCGAAAUUUGUUUUAAGCAGUUUUCAAGAAAACGUUCUCUGGAUGAACACAAAAUAGUUCAUACUGAAGAAAAACCAUACAAGUGCGAAAUUUGUUUUAAGCAGUUUUCUUAUAAAGGUAGUUUGAAAUUACAUUUGAACUUGCACACUGGAGAAAAUCUAUACAAGUGCAAAAUUUGUUUUAAGCAGUUUUCUCAGAAAAAUAAUUUGAAAGUACAUUUGAGAUUACAUACUGGUGAAAAACCAUUCAAGUGUGAAAUUUGUUUUAAGCUGUUUAUUCGUAAAACUUCUUUGGAUGGACACAAAAUAGUUCACACUGGAGAAAAACCAUACAAGUGCGAAAUUUGUUUUAAACAGUUUUUUUAUCAACAGAAUUUAAAAAUACAUUUAAUCAUACACACUAAAGAAAAACCACACAAGUGCGAAAUUUGUUUUAAGCAGUUUUCUCAUAAAAGUGCUUUGAAAGUACAUUUGAGAUUACACACUGGAGAAAAACCUCACAAGUGUGAAAUUUGUUUUAAGCUGUUCACUUAUAAAACUUCUUUGGAUGUACACAGAACAAUUCACACUGGAGAAAAACCUUACAAGUGCGAAAUUUGUUUUAACCAGUUUUCAAGAAAACGUUCCCUGGAUGAACACAAAAUAGUUCACACUGAAGAAAAACCAUACAAGUGCGAAAUUUGUUUUAAGCAGUUUUCUUAUAAAAGUAGUUUGAAACUACAUUUGAGAUUGCACACUGAGAAAAAUCUAUACAAGUGCAAAAUUUGUUUUAAGCAGUUGUCUCAGAAAAAUAAUUUGAAAGUACAUUUGAGAUUACAUACUGGGGAAAAACCUUACAAGUGCGAAAUUUGUUUUCAGCAGUUUUCUCAGCAAAUGCAUUUAAAAAGACAUUUAAUCAUACACACUGGAGAAAAACCUUACAAGUGUUAAAUUUGUUUUAAGCUAUUUACCCAUAUAACUUCUUUGGAUAAACACAAAACAGUUCACACUGGAGAAAAACCUUAUAAGUGCGAAAUUUGCUUUAAGCAAUUUUCUCAGAAAAGUAAUUUGGAAAGAUAUUUAAGAACUCACAGUGGAUAAAAAUCAUCUAAAUGUAAAAUUUUAUCAAGUUAUUUUCUCAAAUUGUCAUGCAAAUCACUUCUUGAAUAAGUACCCGGGAUUGAUUCUUUAAAAUAAGAAUGUCAUUCAGUUUUAGCUUUAAUUUUCAGAAUACU